This is a messenger RNA of Rhea pennata, 3086 nucleotides long. It is a transcript of the gene GRID2, whose product is annotated as glutamate ionotropic receptor delta type subunit 2. The coding region runs from base 1 to 3024 and encodes 1007 amino acids. The record is from RefSeq and is a predicted model, not a curated record. Gene Ontology annotation, molecular function: transmitter-gated monoatomic ion channel activity involved in regulation of postsynaptic membrane potential; glutamate receptor activity. NCBI's taxonomy places the organism in Eukaryota, Metazoa, Chordata, Aves, Rheiformes, Rheidae. The transcript is spliced from 16 exons. Gene Ontology annotation, biological process: synaptic transmission, glutamatergic; monoatomic ion transport; modulation of chemical synaptic transmission. Gene Ontology annotation, cellular component: postsynaptic density membrane; plasma membrane.
AUGGAAGUUUUCUCCCUCAUCCUGGUUGUGUCCGUCUGCUGGACUCGAACCUGGAAAGCGGCGAUUGCAGAUUCAAUCAUUCAUAUCGGGGCGAUUUUUGAUGAGUCUGCCAAAAAAGAUGAGGAAGUUUUUCGAAUGGCAGUUGCUGAUCUCAACCAGAAUGAUGAAAUCUUACAGACAGAGAAAAUCACAUGUUCUGUGACCUUUGUGGAUGGCAACAACCCAUUUCAGGCAGUUCAAGAAGCCUGCGACCUUAUGAACCAAGGCAUCCUGGCACUUGUCAGCUCCAUUGGUUGCACGUCAGCCGGAUCCCUGCAGUCGCUAGCAGAUGCCAUGCACAUCCCUCACCUCUUCAUCCAGCGCUCGACAGCAGGAACGCCAAGGAGCGGCUGCGGGCUCACACGGAGCAACCGCAACGACGACUACACGCUCUCUGUCCGUCCCCCUGUCUACUUAAACGAUGUCAUUUUGAGGGUGGUCACGGAAUACGCCUGGCAAAAAUUCAUCAUUUUUUAUGAUAAUGAGUAUGAUAUCCGUGGCAUACAAGAGUUUUUGGACAAAGUGUCUCAGCAAGGAAUGGAUGUUGCCUUGCAGAAAGUAGAAAACAACAUCAACAAAAUGAUCACGGGGCUCUUUGCCACGAUGCGGAUAGAAGAGCUGAACCGCUACCGGGACACGCUGAGACGGGCAAUUCUUGUCAUGAACCCAUCGACGGCCAAAUCUUUCAUAACAGAGGUCGUGGAGACUAAUUUGGUUGCUUUUGACUGUCACUGGAUCAUUAUAAAUGAGGAAAUAAAUGAUGUGGACGUGCAGGAGCUGGUGAGGAGGUCAAUUGGAAGGCUAACAAUUAUUCGACAGACGUUUCCAGUCCCCCAAAACAUAAGUCAGCGCUGUUUCCGUGGCAACCACAGAAUAUCUUCAUCACUCUGUGAUCCAAAGGACCCUUUCUCCCAGAGCAUGGAGAUUUCAAACCUGUAUAUAUAUGACACUGUCCUCCUGUUGGCAAAUGCCUUUCACAAGAAGCUAGAAGACAGGAAGUGGCACAGCAUGGCCAGUUUGACCUGCAUCAGAAAGAAUUCAAAACCGUGGCAAGGAGGACGAUCCAUGCUGGACACCAUCAAGAAGGGUGGAGUAAAUGGCUUGACUGGAGAGCUCGAAUUUGCAGAAAAUGGGGGGAAUCCCAAUGUUCACUUUGAAAUUCUGGGGACCAAUUAUGGAGAAGAUCUUGGCAGAGGUAUCCGUAAGCUUGGCUGCUGGAAUCCCGUCACCGGCCUGAACGGGUCACUGACGGACAGAAAGCUGGAGAAUAACAUGAGAGGAGUGGUUCUGCGUGUGGUGACUGUGCUGGAAGAGCCAUUUGUCAUGGUGUCUGAAAAUGUUCUGGGAAAACCGAAGAAAUAUCAGGGCUUCUCAAUAGAUGUGUUGGAAGCCUUGGCCAAUUAUCUUGGCUUUAAAUAUGAAAUUUAUGUUGCACCCGAUCACAAGUAUGGAAGUCCUCAGGAUGAUGGAUCAUGGAAUGGACUGAUAGGAGAACUAGUGUUUAAGAGGGCUGAUAUAGGGAUCUCUGCCUUAACCAUCACCCCUGAUCGUGAGAAUGUGGUGGACUUCACGACUCGUUACAUGGACUAUUCGGUGGGCGUGCUCCUUCGGAAGGCAGAGAAGACAGUGGACAUGUUUGCCUGCCUGGCACCAUUCGACCUCUCCCUGUGGGCGUGCAUAGCUGGCACGGUGCUGCUAGUUGGGCUCCUGGUCUACCUCUUGAACUGGCUCAACCCUCCACGCCUUCAGAUGGGAUCCAUGACCUCCACCACACUCUACAACUCUAUGUGGUUCGUGUAUGGAUCCUUUGUGCAACAAGGAGGAGAAGUGCCAUACACAACACUGGCGACCCGGCUGAUGAUGGGGGCUUGGUGGCUUUUUGCUUUGAUUGUUAUCUCAUCCUACACGGCAAACCUAGCAGCUUUCCUCACCAUCACUCGCAUUGAGAACUCCAUCCAGUCUCUCCAGGAUCUCUCAAGGCAGACGGAUAUUCCUUACGGCACUGUCCUGGACUCCGCAGUCUAUGAGCAUGUCCGAGUGAAAGGGAUGAAUCCUUUCGAGAGGGAUAGCAUGUACUCCCAAAUGUGGCGGAUGAUUAACAGAAGUAAUGGCUCUGAGAACAACGUUUUGGAAUCGACCGCAGGCAUUCAGAAGGUGAAACAUGGGAACUACGCCUUUGUGUGGGACGCAGCAGUACUGGAAUACGUGGCCAUCAAUGACGCAGACUGCUCUUUCUAUACGGUCGGGAACACGGUUGCAGACAGAGGAUACGGAAUUGCCCUGCAGCACGGCAGCCCCUACCGGGACGUCUUCUCCCAAAGGAUCUUGGAGCUGCAGCAGAACGGAGACAUGGACAUACUGAAGCACAAGUGGUGGCCUAAGAAUGGUCAGUGCGACCUUUACUCCUCUGUGGAUGCCAAACAGAAAGGCGGUGCCCUGGACAUAAAAAGUUUUGCAGGUGUUUUCUGUAUCCUCGCUGCUGGGAUUGUCCUAUCCUGUUUCAUUGCAAUGUUGGAAACUUGGUGGAAUAAAAGGAAAGGCUCCCGGGUUCCUUCAAAAGAGGAUGACAAGGAGAUCGAUCUGGAGCACCUGCACAGGCGCGUGAACAGCCUCUGCACGGACGACGACAGUCCCCACAAACAGUUUUCCACCUCGUCAAUUGACUUGACCCCGCUGGACAUUGACACUUUACCCACACGUCAAGCGCUGGAGCAAAUCAGUGACUUCAGAAACACUCACAUCACCACGACAACCUUCAUACCCGAGCAGAUCCAGACUCUGAGCCGUACUCUGUCUGCUAAAGCUGCUUCUGGUUUCUCCUUCGGCAACGUACCUGAGCACCGAACUGGCCCUUUUAGGCACAGGGCGCCUAACGGUGGCUUUUUCAGAAGCCCCAUCAAAACAAUGUCAUCUAUCCCUUACCAACCAACUCCCACGCUGGGGCUCAAUCUUGGCAAUGACCCAGACCGAGGCACCUCCAUAUGAGCAUCAGAACAAGUUUCUUCACUGUCUCUUUUUUAGGACUCCCUUUGCAAGGAGCAGCUGUA